This is a messenger RNA of Leguminivora glycinivorella, 1626 nucleotides long. RefSeq names its product proton-coupled folate transporter-like. The transcript has 9 exons. Lineage: Eukaryota; Metazoa; Arthropoda; Insecta; Lepidoptera; Tortricidae. Gene Ontology annotation, cellular component: membrane. The record is from RefSeq and is a predicted model, not a curated record. Gene Ontology annotation, biological process: transmembrane transport. Gene Ontology annotation, molecular function: transmembrane transporter activity. Bases 87 to 1601 code for a protein of 504 amino acids.
GAUGCGCGCGCACUCUCGCACUCGCCCUCCGACCGGCUUAUCACAGAUCGCAACAUGAAGAAGAAGAAGGCACCUUCGACAGAAACAUGAGCGAUCAGAAAACAACUGUGGAAGAAAAACCUUUAAAAGAUAAUAAAAAUGAAUUUAAAACCAAAACGCUUUAUGAGAAAAUAUGUUAUAUCAAACAAAACAUCACUGUUGAACCAAUAUUUGCUGGACUCGUUAUAGGAUCCAUGCUUUCCAGAAUAGCAAUACAAAAUCUUAACUUGGAUAAAACGUGCAGAGUGAAACAAGAUUAUGGAGAUUUUGUUUGUGAUGAACUUAUUGAAAGAAAAGGUAACCAUACUGAACAAGAAGGAGAGAUUCAGAAGAUAAUAUCUCAAAUAGAAACGUGGAGGAGUGUAAUACAGACUGCAGUGCCUACCUUGCUUGUGAUUUUCAUGGGUGCUUGGAGUGACAGGACAGGGAAUAGAAAGUUUUGCAUACUAUUGCCGGUGGCAGGAGAGAUCCUCGUUUGCUUAAGCAAUAUACUCAGCACUUACUUUUUCGACGAGAUUCCUGUAGAAGUGACAAUGUUGCUUGAAUCUAUAUUUCCUGCUGUUACUGGUGGAUGGGUUAUGAUGUUUCUUGGAGUCUUUAGUUACAUUAGUGACAUCACAACGGCAGAAUCCAGGACUUUCCGGGUUGGCUUGGUUAAUCUUUGCAUGACAUGUGGCAUUCUCGUCGGUACGUCGUUAAGUGGAUUUCUCUUGAAAUUUGGCGGAUACUAUGGAGUAUUUAUUAUAACAGGCAUCUUGAAUUUAGCUAUUGCUACGUAUGGAUGUAUAUAUUUGAAGAAAAACACUAAACCUGAUCAUGAUGUAGAUGAGAAGAAAGACCCUAUGACAGUCAAAUACCUUAUCACGGUGCAGAAAGAGACAGCUUCAGUUGUAACCAGAAAACGGGAAGGCAAUAUUAGACUGAAGAUCAUAUUAACGCUCAUAGUUGUAGCGAUGGCUUAUGGUCCGAAUCACGGAGAAUCUAAGGUGUUAUAUUUGUUUCUGCGAUACCGGCUCAACUGGGAUGCAGUGAAGUACAGCCUAUAUUCUACGUGCAACAUAAUGACGCAUUCUUUAGGUGCUCUCUUCUCUAUCAGCGUGUUCAGUAAGCAGUGGGGCUGGGAUGAUUCCGUGCUGUGUCUCAUCUCCAUCGUGAGCAAGAUGGUCGGCUCCGUCUUCAUUGCAUUUGUCGCCACGGACUUCCAAAUGUAUAUGGUUCCUUUCGUUGAAAUACUAAACGCCACGACGUUUACAUCAUUAAGAUCAAUGGCUUCGAAAUUAGUGCCUAGUCAAGAAAUGGGUAAAAUGAACUCCCUCUUCAGUCUCGUGGAGACGCUGGCGGCGUUGGCAUUCGACCCCACAUACACGUUGCUGUACGGGGCUACCAUGAAGACCUUCACUGGCGCCGUGUUUCUAUACAGCGCGUGCAACACCUUACCGGCGAUAUCGAUACUAAUAUGGUUCUUCAGACAACAUCGCCUAGAAGUGAAAGAAAAAAAAACUGAAAUUAUUACUCAGAAGCUUGACGCCAUUUGUACUCCUACGCCCGAGAAAUCAGUCUGAAAUACUUAUUAUACUACUUACAUUA